Messenger RNA from Coccinella septempunctata (seven-spotted ladybird), 1165 nucleotides. RefSeq lists its product as uncharacterized. The transcript has 2 exons. The coding region runs from base 131 to 955 and encodes 274 amino acids. Lineage: Eukaryota; Metazoa; Arthropoda; Insecta; Coleoptera; Coccinellidae. The record is from RefSeq and is a predicted model, not a curated record.
CCUCUACAGUUUUGAACUAGUUAUUUGUAUAAUAACCGUUGAAGAUUUCCGAGUUUUCGCAGAGAGAUUGUGAGUGUUUCAAAGGGGGGAGGGGCGAUCUCUUCGUAGUAACUCUACUUCCUCGUCAAAGAUGAGUGAUUUUCAAUGUUCUCCGACUACUUUGAAUGCUGAUCAGUUCACCUUACUUAUGUCGAAAUUAAAUGAGAUAUCCAAUGAUAUUGCCGUUAUAAAGACCACCCAACUAACACUUCAGUCGGAUCUUACUGAAUGUAAGUCCAUCUUGGAGAAGCACUCAUCUGAGUUACUUCGUCUAGACAAAACAUUAACUAGGCACUCACAUUCCAUCAGUCAGCAUGAUUUGGAUAUCGCUUCUUGUUCGUCCAGGAUCGACCGCUUGACAGACAGUCAGAACUCACUCAAAGUUGUGGUGGAUUCUGCGAGUCACAGAUUGUCGAAGGUUGAGUCCUUGCAGCAGGGGAUUCUAACUAACAACCGGACCACCCCUAGUCUACAACCAUCUGAAUUACUUGACCGUCUGCGGAGAUCACAUAAUAUCCUUAUCCGUGGGGUUCCUGAGACUGGCGCUGAGGAAGACCUGUCUUCAGUUUCAAGUAUACUCGAUUGUGUGUUGCCAGAUGCUAAUAAUCAGUGCGUUUCAGUUGCGAGGAUCGGUAAAUCUUCUACUGAUCGUCCAAGAAUUCUCAAGGUUUCCUUUUCUAACUCAGUGAUUGUUAACAAAAUUCUUAGGAAUAAAGCACUGAUAAAAAGUGUACCAGAUUAUCAUAGAAUCAUCAUUUCGGAUGACAAAACGCCUCUGCAGGUUAAAGAGCUCGACAGCUUGCGCGAAGAGCUCAGACGCAGAAGAGGUGCAGGAGAGUCUGGCAUUGACAUCAAAUAUAUUUCUGGCACUCCUACCAUUACCAAAACAGAUCAUACUGCGCGGUCAAAAAAUUAGAUGAAACAUGCGAGUGGUCAAUCGUUUAUACAAAUGCUCAGUCUUUAUCCUCAAAAUAUCUCGAGCUUCUGGCUUUUGUUGCAUCCUAUCGCCCCACUUUUGUACUUGUGGCUGAAUCUUGGCUCCGUCCCGACAUUCCGGAUGACUUGGUCACUUUGCCAGGCUACUCUAUUUACAGAAGUGACAGCAUAACAACUGUGGGCUACGGUG